CUGCAGUCAGUCGUCAUCUCAUCCGGACACCACCAGUGAGCCGUGCCCGUCUUCUCCUACCCCCAAACUCCUCGCGCUCCUCGCUGCACACACACUUAUCUUUCCAACUCACGCUUUCUCCAUCGUUGCUUCGCUUGCUUCUUCUCUUCUUUCCUUUUCUCGUCUCUAUCCAACUCCAACUCUGCCACCUAUAAAUUCCAGCCACCGCCAUUGAAUUGAAUUGAUUGCGCAGAAUUCUUGCAGCUGAUCGCGCCGGAAGCUCGCAUCGUACGAGAUAGUGUGUGUACCUAGAUAGUCACGUACAUAUACAUGGCCGCGUGGUUGGUACGCCGGGCUGCCAGGAGGGUCGCUGGCGAGCUGCGCGGUCGUGGACCAGGGCCGUGGUCCUUGAGCUCGUCGACAGUCCCGGUUCUCGGGGUGCCAGCAGUGGACCAAAGCAGGGCGUUCUGCUCCGUCCGGCGCUUCGCAGGAGAUAGCGCCGCCGCCGCUGCCGUCGAGGAACCGGAGAAUGGACUUGCCGCAGGCGGUCUGCAGUGUGUAGAUUUCCCUGGAGGAAAGCUUUCCUUUGUUGGUGAAAUGAAUUUCCUGCCAGAGUCGCAAACGGAAAGGAUCAACUGUUACCGUGUUCUUGACGACGAUGGUGGCACUAUAUACAACAGUAGAUUCCAAGAGGUCAGCAAGGACUUGGCUCUGAAAAUGUACAGUAACAUGGUCACCCUCCAGAUUAUGGACACAAUAUUCUACGAAGCUCAGAGGCAGGGAAGAAUUUCCUUCUAUCUAACUUCCAACGGUGAAGAAGCAAUCAACAUAGCCUCUGCUGCUGCGCUUAGUGCUCAAGACAUCGUACUACCUCAGUACAGGGAGCCUGGUGUUCUUCUAUGGCGUGGCUUCACACUGCAAGAAUUUGCAAACCAGUUGUUUGGGAAUAAGCUGGAUUAUGGUAAAGGGAGGCAGAUGCCAAUACAUUACGGAUCAAACCGUCUGAAUUAUUUCACAGUCUCAUCGCCUAUUGCCACUCAGCUCCCUCAAGCUGUUGGGGCUGCCUAUUCUCUCAAGAUGGACAAGAAGAAGGCAUGUGCCAUCACAUAUUUCGGCGAUGGUGGCACGAGCGAGGGAGACUUCCAUGCCGCGCUCAACUUCGCUGCUGUGGCGGAAGCACCGAUGAUCUUCUUCUGCCGCAACAAUGGGUGGGCAAUCAGCACCCCAACCGCCGAACAGUUCAGAAGUGACGGAGUUGUUACCCGGGGUCAGGCCUACGGAAUACGCAGUAUCAGGCUAGACGGCAACGAUACUCUUGCUGUGUACAGUGCAGUGCACACCGCCCGGGAAAUGGCUAUAACUGAAGGAAGGCCUAUUUUAAUCGAGGCGAUGACCUACCGAGUCGGCCAUCACUCGACAUCCGACGAUUCAACCAAGUACAGGCCGGCUGAUGAGAUGGAGCAUUGGCGAACAGCAAGGGAUCCCGUCUCCAGGUACAGAAAAUGGGUUCAGGGGAAUGGAUGGUGGUGCGAUACUCAAGAGUCUCAACUCAGGAACAAUGUGAGGCAAGAGCUCCUGCAAGCCAUUCAGGUGGCCGAGAGGAUGCCAAAACACGGGCUUGCGGAGCUCUUCACAGAUGUUUAUGAUCAAAUCCCUUCCAACCUUCGCCAGCAAGAGCGGUCGCUGCUGGAUACCAUCAAAAGGCACCCUGCAGAGUAUCCGGCUGAUGUGCCUGUUUAGUAGCCUUAGCUCUGCGAUGUUGUUGGAGUCUGUAAGUACCCAUGAAUAAUGUAUUUAGCUAGUACCAUGAGAGUUAAUAUUGAUUAUAGCUUGAAUUGUAUGUAACUUGAAAAGGAGGAAUAAACUGCUCAUCCAAAAAAUCUUUGAAAGAAAUAAUACAAGAGAUUAGCUGUUGCUUACACAAAGAAUAGUUGUUGCCGACAUUUAUGUUGAACAAAGCCAUGCUAAGAUAUUUAACUGCAGGCAAAGGUCUCUUUUAUUUAGUUUCUUUCAUGACAUGGCUGCCACAACUCCUUAGAUGUACAAAUGCGGCACAACAAGGAUUGCAUUUGUCCAAACAAAAAGGUCGGUUACACAUAAACAGUGUGAAUAAGGUGUGGCAUUGCGAUCAUCAUUUUGAUCAAUCCAAC
Molecule: messenger RNA, 2129 nt
Organism: Hordeum vulgare subsp. vulgare (domesticated barley)
Lineage: Eukaryota; Viridiplantae; Streptophyta; Magnoliopsida; Poales; Poaceae
Product: 2-oxoisovalerate dehydrogenase subunit alpha 2, mitochondrial-like
Exons: 9
Coding region: 310-1719 (469 amino acids)
Biological process (GO): branched-chain amino acid catabolic process
Molecular function (GO): oxidoreductase activity, acting on the aldehyde or oxo group of donors, disulfide as acceptor
Source: RefSeq, a predicted model, not a curated record